This is a messenger RNA of Malassezia pachydermatis, 867 nucleotides long. RefSeq names its product ctr copper transporter family protein. Gene Ontology annotation, biological process: copper ion transmembrane transport. Gene Ontology annotation, cellular component: membrane. NCBI's taxonomy places the organism in Eukaryota, Fungi, Basidiomycota, Malasseziomycetes, Malasseziales, Malasseziaceae. Bases 1 to 867 code for a protein of 288 amino acids. Gene Ontology annotation, molecular function: copper ion transmembrane transporter activity. The transcript has a single exon. The record is from RefSeq and is a predicted model, not a curated record.
AUGGCCAUGACGGCCGCAAGCACGAUGGCACCUAUGAGCGCCAUGAGUAUGAGCCACUCUGGUGGUAUGAGUAGCAUGAGUGGUAUGGACGGUAUGGACGGUAUGGACGGUAUGGGCAGCAUGGGAGGCAUGGGAGGCAUGGGCGACAUGGGCGACAUGGGAGGCAUGGGAGGUAUGGGCGGUGAGGACGGCAUGUCCUGCAAGAUGAGCAUGCUUGGCAAUUGGAAUACAAUUGGCAGCUGCUUCCUUACUCGUUCCUGGAGAAUCUCGACAGAGGCACAGUUCGCUGGUACCUGCAUUGGUAUUGCGUUCUGGGUUAUUUUGACAGAAUGUAUUCGCCGCUGGGCGCGUGAAUACGAUCGUCACAUUAUUGCUCAAGCUUCCCAAGACAUUUUGCGCUCGCAGGCGAGCCCAUCGGAGAAGUGGCUCGCUUAUCAGGAGAUCCAAAAUCUUUUGUAUGAUGAAGAGCGUGCGGAAAUCGACCGUACCGACUCUCGCGCUUUCCCAGCAAACGUAUUUUCAAGCGUGCUUGGUAUCCAAAACAGUCCAAUGCCUCGGGCCCUACGUCUUCGUCCAACGCUUCAACAGCAAAUAAUUCGCUCGCUAUUCCAUGCUAUUCAAUUCACCAGUGCGUACCUGUUGAUGCUUUUCGCGAUGUACUAUAACGGUUAUAUCCUUCUGUCUAUUAUUCUUGGCUCUAUGAUUGGAUACUUUGCCUCUACGUGGGACACGCUAGGAACAGCUCCUCUAAGUGGUUCCGCAUGCAACAUGGCAAGGAACCCAGUGAACACGGCAGAGGCUACCACCGCCCAAGCCAACCAGCCAGAGCGGCUCGACGCGUUGCCUGUGGCCCCCCUUUUGCAUUAG